This is a messenger RNA of Diospyros lotus (date-plum), 3981 nucleotides long. RefSeq names its product PWWP domain-containing protein 5-like. The record is from RefSeq and is a predicted model, not a curated record. The coding region runs from base 167 to 2983 and encodes 938 amino acids. NCBI's taxonomy places the organism in Eukaryota, Viridiplantae, Streptophyta, Magnoliopsida, Ericales, Ebenaceae. The transcript is spliced from 2 exons.
AAUUGAAGAGUUCAAAACCAGCAACUUCUCUCUCUCUUUCUCUCCCUCUCUCUCUCUCUCGCAAGGAACGAGAGAGAACCCAAUUUAUUUCUCAAUUGCUCUGAGCUCGAACGAAAUCUCCUGCAAGAUAUCGCUCAUUAAACCAGGGUUUGCGAGAUAGGAAGGCAUGGACCUCAGCUCCGCCGUCGUUUCGCUUGGACGGGACGACGAGAUGAAUGGGACUAACGUUUCAGAAUUACCAGUUGGACCUGGCGUUUCAGAAACCCUAGCGGACCGGUCGUCGGGAUUGGGUUCGGUGGACGAGGGCUUGGGGUCUGUAGAUAGGCGGAACGGAGCAGAGGCAGAAACGGGGCGUGUAGAUAGCGUGGAUGGUGCUAAAGCGGUUGAUAUGUUGAUUGAAAGUGAACUUGAGGGGGAUGAUGGUGGGGAUGCGAAUUCAGCGGAGAAAAGUGAAGGCGAGAGCAAGAAUGUUGGUACAUUUUAUGAGGAAGAAGCAGAAACGAGACAUGUAGAUAGCGUGAAUGGUGCUAAAGCGGUUGAUAUAUCGAUUGAAAGUGACCUCGAGGGGAAUGAUGAUGGGGAUGUGACUUUAGCAGAGAAAAGAGAACGUGAGAGCAAGAAUGUUGGUGCAUUUUCUGAGGUAGAACGGAAAGAAGGUGCAAUGGGGGGAACAAGUUUUGCCGAGGAGGGAGGGGAUAGGAAUGAGGGUUCUCAGCUUGUUGAAGAGAAAAUGAACGUGAGAGCUGGAUGCGUGGCACUUUCCGAUCUAGAGUAUGAGGGCUUGAUCCCUGUUCCCAUGGCAGUUUCUUCCAGGAUGCCUUUACAUGGUGGAGUUAAAGCUGAUAAUUCCAGGGUUUUAGAAUUUUCUGACCAACUUCCACAUGGAAGUCUGUCUUUGGCAGUGGCAGAUGGGGACUUGAAGUAUGGUGGCAGCAUAGAAAAUGAAGGAACUGAGAUUAAAGGAGACUCAAGUAGAUUAGUUCAUUUAGUGGAUGAUGCAGCUCCUCACAUUAAUGGGUUUGGUUCAGAUGGAAACCAACAGGUUGUAACUAAAGCACCAACAAGAGGCAUUCACCAGCCACAAUAUGUUGGGAUAAGACACUUGAAACAUAAUGGUUUGCUGGAGACUCAAGGGAAAGAAUGUUGGACUGAAAAUGAAAAUCAGAUUCAUGCGUCUGACCUAGUAUGGGGCAAAGUGAGGAGCCAUCCAUGGUGGCCUGGACAGAUUUUUGAUCCUGCUGAUUCAUCAGAAAAGGCAAUGAGAUACUGCAAAAAGGAGCGUUAUUUGAUAGCGUAUUUUGGGGACGAGACAUUUGCUUGGAAUGAAGCAUCACGGAUCAAGCCAUUCUAUGAGCAUUUUUCUAAAAUGGAGAAACAGAGCAGUAUGGAAGCUUUCUGUCAUGCUGUGCAUUGUGCAUUGGAAGAGGUUUCGAGGCGGGUUGAGUUUGGCCUGGCUUGUUUAUGCUUGUCAGAGGAGGUGUAUAAAUCCAUCAAAACACAAAUUAUUGUUAAUGCUGGAGUUCGGAAAGAAUCAAGUAGAAGAGAUGGAGGGGAUGAAAAUUCAAGUGCAGGCUCCUUUAUCCCCACUGACCUUGUCCACUAUUUGAAAGCUUUAGCACAGUCUCCAUCUGAUGGAACUGAUCAAUUGAAAUUUGUCACAGCACGAGCCCAACUCUUGGCUUUCAACCGUUGGAAGGGUUUUUAUCAGCUGCCCAAGUUCAAAAUGCUUGGUGAUUUAUUGGAGGAUGAAGCGAACGCCCUUUUAACAGGUGAAACGAAGUGUUCUGAGGGACUGGAUAGGAAUGAAAUUUGUGCACCCACAUGCAACAAGCAAGUUCCAAUGGGAAAAGGAAAGUUGACUGCUCAAGACAGUUCUUUUAGGAAACGUAAAAAAAUAUCCAAAAAUGGUGUGUCCCCAAGCAAAAAAGAGAGGCGCAUAUCUGACUUGCUGUCUGAGAGUCACAAAAAUUUGUCAGAUGAAGAGAGUGAGCCUGGGAGGAAAGCUAGCAGGAAGUUGACUUACUCUUCUGUUAAGAAACGCAAGUCGGGUGAUAUUAUACCUGACGACUCAAAGGCGAAGAUCGGAAAAACUUCUUUGUCACCAUUGAUCACGAGACAUGCUUCAAGGAUUGGAGAAAGCAUAACCAGGGUUGCACGGAAACUAGCCGUGUCAACUCCAAUUCUAAAGAAUACUUAUAGAAAAACAGGUUAUGGUGGAAGCAACAAAACAUCUUCCAAUAGAAGACAGGUCAUUUUAGCAGAGUGUCCUCCUCCAAAUGAGAUGCUUUCACGACUCUUUCUUGUUGCCAAAGAUCCAAUUGGAGUGAAACAUUUAUUGAGUACUAGUGUUGAUUUUCUCUCUGAGUUCAGGAAUUCAUUUUGCCUGGAGGACUCAACCUUGUUAAAACGUGAAAAGUCAAUGAGAGAAGUGUCUGGUAAGCAGACUGGGAAAAAGUUAUCUACAUUGGGGAGCAACACUGAAGGGCAAGCAUCACUUGAACUUGAGACCUCAAAUGGAAAGGGGAGCGCUAUCAUUGAACCAGAAGCAGCUCUUGAGUUGGACUCAAAAUUGAAUUUGAAACAGGAAAGUGCUGUUGUGAACUCUGGAUUGGCGGCAAAACCAACCAGUCCAGUGGAUGAGAAAUGUAAGGAACAAUGCAUUCCAACUGCAUUAAUUCUGAACUUUACAAACUUGGAUACUGUUCCUCCAAUACCAAAUCUCAACCAGAUAUUUAGCCGUUAUGGACCUUUAGAGGAAUCAGAGACUGUGGUGCUGAAGAAGAGCAAACUCCACCUCGUUAAGGUGGUCUUCAAGAGGUGUGCCGAUGCUGAAACUGCUUUCAGCAGUACUGGAAAAUACAGCAUGUUUGGGCCUUCAUUGGUCAGUUACCGCCUUGAUUACUCACCUGUGCUUAAAACUUCUAAUUCUGCAACAAAGAAAUGCAGGAAGGCCACAACAUCUGUGGAAGGAAGUGUUGCUUGAUAACUGAUGCACCUCUGUUUAGGUAUUUGAAAAGUUAUACAUAAUUCAGUGGUUAUAGUUUUUUAUAAACCCAUUGUUAUCUUGGGUGGAUUAGUUGAACAUCUGCUUGCAAAUAUGUCCAAGUAGGAGUGCAUUCAAUUUUACUGAUCUGCUCAGAGCUCCCUAGAACACUGACUCAAUAAUAUUGCUGACUUUUUUUCUUUCUUUUUUUUGUGUAAACGUUCUAGAAAUUUAUUCGUUUAAAAUUUAUAUUUAAGAAGUAGUUAUGAAAUUUCCAUUUUGUUUAUGUGCAUUUUUAUGUGGCAGUUGCAACACAGAUCGUCAGAAUAAGAAAGAAAGUGGGGUGACUUUCUGCAUGCAUUCUUUUUCUGUGAUGAAAUGCUUAUAUAGUCUGGUUUAUGGGAUACCGAGCGGUUUAGGUUAUUUUCCAAAGUCAAUAUGAGUUUAGAGUCCAAUUAGCAUUACCUAUAAGAAAAAAGGUUCAGUUUAUGGUCAUAAGUUAGGCUGGAUAUAGAUGUAUUUUGAAUUUAGCAGGUGUCAUGCAGUUGCAUGGUAUGGAAUUCUUAAUUAGGAAACAAGAAGAGUGGCAUGUUUGGUCGCUUGAUUAACCAUUUAUGACUAUAUUCCAAUGGUCUUUGUUAUAUAUUAACUUGAUUUCAUUGCUUACCUGAAAUAUUGGCCGAAUAAUUUUAUAGCAACUAUAGUAAUCACUCUAUGUUUUGUAUGGUGGGGAAUUUUUAAUGAACAAGUAUAUGAACACAUCGACAUGAAGACUGCAUUAGAGCCCUUCGGUUCCUGCCUUGUAGUCUGCUUAUAUGUUCACUGCUGUCCAUGUUUUAUUUUUCAUUACUGUAGGAUCUUGUAUUUUUACUCAAGUGGAUGUUCUCUCCAAUUAAUUCUAACCCUCCUUGAACAAUGUAUCUGGUUUAUUUUCUUUUCUAUUAACGGAAAUUUUUACUGCCUCAUCACUCAUCCAUAUUGCUGCUGUUAUUAUUAUG